AGUCCUGCAUAAUAUAUCAUCAGUGCAAUAUCAGAAUACCAUAAAUAUCUAAGCAUAACUUAACAAAACUUUUCUAAACUGAAUAAAAUGACACAAUACUUCAAGAGAGAUAUCGAUUUCGAUGUUAAACGCGAAAAUGAGAUGGUGGAUGGUCGCACCUAUGGAUUCCUGAACGCCAAGGGAUCGAAUACGCCGAUGCCCAAGGUCCAAAAGAGAAUUCAAUCCACCACCUUGUUAGAAAAGCUUAAGUCCAUAAGAGUGAGUGAAAACAGGGAGCAACAAUCAAUUCCACAGGAUGAGUCGUCUAUGGAUUCAGUGCAACCUAGUGGAAUGACCUUUGAAAUGAAACGGAAACUAUUUGAUGAAGCCGAGUUCACCAUAACUCGAGGUCAGAAACUAAGUGACCUGAUGCAUGCCGCAGAUACGGAAUUUAACUUUAGAUCCUACGAGACUGGCAAGAAGACGAUCGCAGAAAUCGAGGCAUACUGUCGCACCAUUAACAUAAAGUUUGCCAAAUGAAACGAUGUUGUCUUGCAACGCUGCAGUUUAUUAAUCGGGUUGAAAGGAUACAACUAACUCUCAACUAGCAACGAUAAUGCGUUUGAUGACAGAUUGCAGGAUAGACAUGAUGAGAUCCCGAUAAAAGAUGUAGUAGAGCAGAGAUAACCAGGAUAGGAAUCAAUCCAACCCAAUGCAAAUCAAUGAAUCAUAUGAACUUUUUUAUCAAACCGAGCUCACAAUGGAACGAUCUAGAAAAACGUUCCCUUCAAUUUUAUAUUUUGUGUACUUAAGAAUUGCAAUAACUAGGCAUAAUUUUGCAUUAUUAUUGCAAUUUUGGGGAAAUGUAAUAAAAUUAAGUUAUAGUGCGAGUUUCAAGCGAACGUCCAU
Molecule: messenger RNA, 888 nt
Organism: Drosophila santomea
Lineage: Eukaryota; Metazoa; Arthropoda; Insecta; Diptera; Drosophilidae
Exons: 1
Coding region: 88-519 (143 amino acids)
Source: RefSeq, a predicted model, not a curated record